Messenger RNA from Lactuca sativa (garden lettuce), 2242 nucleotides. Its product is annotated as protein DETOXIFICATION 45, chloroplastic. The record is from RefSeq and is a predicted model, not a curated record. Gene Ontology annotation, biological process: transmembrane transport. Gene Ontology annotation, molecular function: xenobiotic transmembrane transporter activity; antiporter activity. NCBI's taxonomy places the organism in Eukaryota, Viridiplantae, Streptophyta, Magnoliopsida, Asterales, Asteraceae. Gene Ontology annotation, cellular component: membrane.
UAAAUUCGAUUAAUUUUACAUUGUAGACCCCACCCAAUUUUGUUUGAUUCUCGGAUUUCAUGUCUGCUACUUUCGUCUCAAUCUCCCAACUACCCAUUUCGCACACCAAAUUUCCACACAAAAUCAUUCAUAUACCUUCGCAUUCAACAGCCCCAGAUAUUGAAUUGAGUAGUCUUAUUUUAGCCUCGAAAGCUCAAAGUUAGGGCAAAAAUGGCGGUUGCUGGUGCAUUGAGCUGUGGAAUAGCUGGUGUGAUAAGCGAAAAAAGAGCAAUCAGGAGGCAUUUCGAUACCCAGUUACAAAUACAAAAUCUUGGUGUAAUUCGAACUGGGAUUAAGAGUAGGAGAUUAAGAUUCGACAAUGUAAUUAGGAAUUGUGGGUUAAUUAGUGAUCGAGAAGCUUUAGAUUACGAUCAAAAUGCUUCUAAUUUGGACGAAAGAUUAGACGAAAGACGAGAGAGGCUCGUAAAUGGGUCAAUCGAUGAACCAAUUGAAUCGGUGGGGACUUCGCCUCCAAGUGUGCAAACAGAGCUUGUAUUGCUUGCAUUGCCUGCUAUUGCAGGGCAAGCUAUCGAACCUUUAGCACAACUUAUGGAGACAGCUUAUAUUGGUAGAUUAGGUGCUUUGGAAUUGGCAUCAGCUGGUGUUUCCAUAUCAAUUUUCAAUAUUGUAUCAAAGGUGUUCAACAUUCCCCUACUUAGUGUUGCAACUUCAUUUGUGGCUGAAGACAUAGCUAAGUAUUCACAAAGUGAAUCAGAUUCAGAAAAAAGACGACAAUUACCCUCGGUAUCUACCGCAUUAGUUUUAUCUGUUGGAAUCGGUAUAAUUGAGGCUGCAGCAUUGUACUUUGGAGCUGGAACUUUUCUCAAUUUGAUGGGCAUAUCAUCUGCUUCACCUAUGCGUAUUCCUGCACAACGGUUUCUAAAACUUAGAGCACUUGGUGCUCCUGCUGUUGUUCUUUCACUUGCUAUUCAAGGCGUCUUUCGUGGAUUUAAGGACACAAAAACUCCUGUAUUUUGUCUAGGAAUAGGAAAUUUAGCUGCUGUAUUCUUCUUUCCCAUUCUCAUGUAUGUUUUUGGGUUGGGUGUCACUGGUGCUGCGAUUUCCACCAUCACUUCACAAUAUAUUGUGACCAUUGCAAUGAUAUGGUACCUUAAUAAGAAAACGGUGUUGAAACUACCCAAAAUGGAGGAUUUACAUUUUGAAGGUUAUUUGAAAUCCGGUGGUUUUUUGCUUGGGAGAACUCUAGCUGCUGUUGCUACAGUGACUUUGAGUACAUCAAUGGCUGCAAGGCAAGGGCCAAUUGCCAUGGCUGCUCAUCAAAUAUGCUUACAAGUAUGGUUAUCUUCAUCUCUCCUUGCAGAUGCCCAAGCUUCAGCUGGCCAGGCUUUGAUUGCAACUUCUUUCUCAAAACGAAACUAUAGUAGAGUUAAAGAGAUAACAUUUUAUGCUCUAAAGACUGGAUUAAUAACUGGAGUUAGUUUAGCCAUAAUAUUGGGUUUGUCUUUUGGUACUUUAGCCAAAUUGUUCACCAAUGAUGCAGAAGUUCUAUCCAUUGUUAGAUCCGGUGUACUGUUUGUGAGUGCGAGUCAACCCAUCACUGCUCUUGCUUAUAUCUAUGAUGGUCUUCAUUACGGAGUUUCAGAUUUCUCGUAUGCAGCAUGCUCCAUGAUGUUGGUGGGAGCAAUGUCAUCCGUGUUUCUACUCUAUGCACCUUCGGUUUUUGGUCUUGCGGGAGUUUGGGCUGGCUUGACAUUGUUCAUGGGAAUGCGUGCGGUUGCAGGGUAUAUAAGGUUAGCAGAUAAAAAUGGUCCAUGGUGGUUCUUGCAGGCGAUCCCUGCAACCGAGAUUGCUGUUCCACAACAAACCUAAUGAAGACAUGGCUCCAUCUACAAAACUUGCCAAUUAAUUUCACAUUAAGAUUUGGUCUUAACAACAUUUGUGCUAAAAGUUCUGAAUGGGUUAAGACAUAAAAAUGGCCAUCUGGAAGGCUUAUUUUGUUUCUGCUCAAGUGGGUGGCCUGCUAUAAAGGCCAUGAUGUUUUGUCGCUAUGUACAGCUUGAUUGUUUCUAGAAAUUUGACUAUGAUAUUAUUUUGGAGUUUUAUAUAUCAAAAGGGUUGUAAUUUGAAUAAAUAGUUUAUUAAACUAUUACAAUUUACCAAAAGAUUGCUAUAGUAUUAUGGACCACAAUUGACAUUUAGUUUUUAUUUUUGAAUCAGUCAAACAAUUAUCAUUUGACCAUUA